UAAGGUCCGGACAUGUGUAGCAACAUAACAGCGUGUGAAUUCACGAUGAUGUAACAGUAAACAACAUAAAUUUGGAUGAAAUGUGACCUUUGACGCCGCGAUGUUUGCGUGUGAAUGAUGUCUGAAGCCGCCGUAGAGGAGGUUUCUGUGUUAGAGUCCAUUUACUGCGCAGAGGGAGAGUUUGACCUCAUCCGGAAGUCUGCUCAGGAUGGACUCACGGUCCAGAUCAACAGCUCAGCUGGAGGACAACGAAGUCUGGACGUGAGUCUGCUGUUCCACCUGCACCCCGGUUACCCCUCCUGUCCCCCCGCCAUCUCCGUCUCCUCCGCCCGUCUCUCCAGGACUCAGUGUCUCAGCAUCAGACAGAAGCUGCUGGAUCGAGCUGCAGCGUUACCACCCGAGCAGCCGAUGGUUCACCAGCUGGUGGAGUGGCUGCAG
Messenger RNA from Plectropomus leopardus (leopard coralgrouper), 438 nucleotides. NCBI's taxonomy places the organism in Eukaryota, Metazoa, Chordata, Actinopteri, Perciformes, Serranidae. The record is from RefSeq and is a predicted model, not a curated record.